CUCUAGAGCGGCUUCGAAGGCCUGCGUGUGGAGAAAAGCCUCCAGGGAGAGCGGCGCUGCCCUACAACCUUCGCCCCCUGCCCUCGCCUCUUUCCCACAACCCAAAAUGGCCGCGGGUGUGGAUUUUGGCGACCUAGAGUUAUUCGAGGCGUUUGACCCUCAAGAGGAGUCGACCCCGAAGCCCGUUCACACCCGCUUCAAGGACGACGACGACGAGGAGGAGGACGACGACGACGAGAAUGGGGUGGGGGACGCGGAGCUCCAGGAGCAGCUUCGGCACUGCGAGGAAACCAUCAGGCAGCUCCGCGCCGAGAAUCAAGAACUUAAAAGAAAGUUGAACAUUCUGACAAGACCCAGUGGCAUACUGGUGAGCAAUACUAAGAUAGAUGGACCCUUAUUACAAAUUCUAUUUAUGAACAAUGCUAUUUCAAAGCAGUACCACCAAGAAAUAGAAGAGUUUGUAUCAAAUUUAGUAAAACAAUUUGAGGAACAGCAAAAUAAUGAUGUGGAAAAGACUUCCUUCAGCCUUUUACCCCAGCCAUCCAGUGUUACUUUGGAAGAGGACCAUAAAGUGGAAGAAUCAUGUGCCAUUAAAAACAACAAGGAAGCUUUCAGUGUUGUAGGAAGUGUCCUGUAUUUUACUAAUUUUUGCCUUGAUAAAUUGGGGCAACCGCUACUAAAUGAAAACCCUCAGCUUACGGAAGGAUGGGAAAUACCCAAGUACCAGCAAGUCUUCAGCCACAUUGUUUCUCUAGAAGGGCAAGAAAUGCAAGUAAAGGCAAAAAGACCAAAGCCUCACUGUUUCAAUUGUGGUUCUGAAGAGCAUCAGAUGAAGGAGUGCCCAAUGCCUCGGAAUGCUGCUCGCAUAAGUGAGAAGAGAAAAGAGUACAUGGAUGCCUGUGGUGAGGCAAACAGUCAGAGUUUUCAGCAGCGAUACCAUGCAGAAGAAGUCGAGGAGAGAUUUGGACGAUUCAAACCAGGAGUUAUCAGUGAGGAACUUCAGGAUGCACUGGGUGUGACGGACAAGAGUCUUCCCCCCUUCAUCUACCGGAUGCGCCAGCUGGGCUACCCUCCAGGCUGGCUCAAGGAGGCUGAACUGGAGAACUCAGGACUCGCACUCUAUGAUGGAAAUGAUGAUGCUGAUGGGGAAGCAGAAACUGGAGAAAUACAAAAUAAAAAUGUCACUUAUGAUCUCUCAAAAUUGGUAAACUAUCCAGGUUUUAAUAUAUCUACUCCCAGAGGUAUUCCAGAUGAGUGGAGAAUGUUUGGUUCCAUACCAAUGCAGGCAUGUCAACAGAAGGAUGUGUUCGCCAGUUACCUUACUUCUAACAUCCAGUCGCCAAGCAUGAAGUCUGGCAGCAAGCGGUCUUCGUCUCAGUCCAGCCCUAACAGUCCAAAGAAGCAGAGGAAGGAAGGCAGCUCAGCAGCAUCCCCUGCUGACAUGGAGCUUGACUCGGAUGUGGAGGUUCCACCUGGUUCUCAGAGCAGCAAAGCCUUCCAGUUUCAACCACCCAUGCCUCCUGGCACACCUCCUCCACUGCCACAGGGAACACCUCCACCUCUCUUCACUCCUCCACUCCCGAAGGGCACCCCACCACUGACUCCCAGUGACUCACCCCAGCCCCGACCCACAGCUGCAGCCAUGGACGAGGACGCCCUGACACUGGAGGAGCUGGAAGAACAGCAGAGGCAGAUCUGGGCAGCUCUCCAGCAGGCCGAGGGAGGCAACAGCGACUCUGAUGUGCCUGUGGACACACCUUUAACUGGGAAUUCAGUAGCCUCCUCCCCUUGUCCAAAUGAGUUUGACCUCUCUGUCCCAGAAGGAAAGGCCCUGGAAAAGCCAGUGCUGGCUGAGCCCCAGGGCCCAACCACUUCCGCAGAGACAACGGGGCCUGAGCCUCCCUCCAGCCCAGCAGCAGGGGCAGCAGUGUUCUCUCAGAAAGAAGAGGAAGAAGCUGCAGAGGGGGACCCCGAGGAGGCUCUUGACAAUGGCAGUGUGUCGAACUGUGACAUGAGGAAUGGAGGCAGCCAGAAGCUCCUUCAUCAGGACACCCGGCCCUCAACAGCCUCCAAAAUCCACAGCCUGGUGCCUGACAUGAGCAAGUUUGCCACUGGAAUAACACCCUUCGAAUUUGAGAACAUGGCUGAGUCCACUGGGAUGUACCUCAGGAUAAGAAACCUGUUAAAGAAUUCACCCCGAAAUCUGCAGAAAAACAAAAAGGCUUCUGAGUGAACGCGGGAGCAGCGCCGGCUGCACGAUGAUCUGUAGCUCUGCGUUGUUCUAUCGGACUUAGAUGGCAGGCGAAGUCGCUUCCCCCUUGUCCUCCCCACCUUUCAGAAUCUGCCCCAGUUUGUGAUCUCAGCUCCAGCCUGUUUCACAAAAUGAAAGACUGGGCGUGUGAGUUUGCUCUUUUUCCUCACUGACGACAACGGCCAAGGAGGUGUGUACUGAGCUGGUUCAGAUGUGGUUGGUUCGGGUUGUACUAUUUUUGGAUCGUGAGUAUCUGUCAAGAGUGAAGGUUUUUUGUUUUUUUGUUGUUUUUAAAUGUCUUUUGUAAAUUGUUUUCCCUUUCUACAUUUUGCUAUUCUGUAUAUAUAAGCUUAAUAUAUCACUUUUUAAAAGAAAUUCUAACAAUUUUAAAUUCACAUUUCAAUUCCAACAACCAAAUGAGAAAAAUCAGGGAUGAGCAGCUUUAUCCUGCUUGGGGUAUUUUUGUAAGAUUUUCAUGCAUGAAUUUUAAUAUCACUCUUACUUUUUGUAAUUUAAUUAUUCAAAUCCAAUAAAGGUGUGCUUACCUUUAUGUACAGAGGUUUAAUAAAUUAGUUUUCUUACACGUGAACCAAGACUGGGUAGAUGUGACUCACAGUUAAAUUGUUCUUUGAAAAUGGGGUGAAAAUGAUGUGGUUGCAAAGAAACUGCAUGUUUGGAUCCCAGCCUAUAAACAUAUAAUAAAAUGGUGUAAUAUUUUGGGAAAAAGUGAAGGUCAGUUAGCCUUUGUACAAGAUAAUAUUGUGCAUUCAAGCUGUAAGGUAAUAGUUAGACACAAACCGAGUGUGACUGCUCACUGUUAGUCUCUGCUUGGUCAAGCUCAGGAGCACUUGGGGACCUUGAGUUACUCAUGCAGUGUUACCCUGCUUCCAGGCCAACAGAGGGCGAGAAAGGGAAUCAUUCUGGAUUAGUCUACAUCUCUGAGAACUUGAAUAGUCCACUUGACUGGUUUGUGUACAGUAAAGGGAAGGAUGACCACGAGAAAGGGCGAAUGAGGCCAUGCUGAAAUAAAACGUUACGUACUUUAAGCUGGUUUUGUCAUCCGAGUUUUACGUGAACUCUUCACAGGGGUUUACGUGACGUGACUGUGAGAACCUUAGCCUCUCUAGCAGCCCUGCCACAAGGAAGGAGGUCAAGAAGGCAUAGAGAAGAUAAGGGGUCUUUGUCAACAUUAAAGGUGUUUCCCUUUCUCUCUCUCUCUCUCUCUCUCUCUCUUUUUUUUUUUUUUUUCUUUUGAGGUAGCAUCUUGCUGUAUAGCCCAAGCUGGCCUUAUUCACAAUCUCCCUGCUACUAACUACCUUACUGCUGGGAUUACAGGCAAGAGGACAUGAUUCUUUAAAAACACACACACACACACACACACAUUUACUUAUUGUGGUGUGUGGGGGGGUCAUUCCUUGGCAUGCAUAUGGAGAUUAGAAGACAAUGUGUGGGGGUCCAUGUUCUCUUCCCACCACUGUUUAUCUUCAUCAAGCUAGACAACAAGCACCCUUACCUGAUAAGCCAGCUCACCAGCCUGAGACUGACAUCGUACUUUUUGAUCUUCCUGCCCCCACUUCCUAAUUCCUGAUUAAAGAUGGGCACCACCACUCCCAGUUUCUGGGCUUGCAACCCAGAGCCCUGUGUGUGUGCUAGACAAGCACUCUACCAACUACUCUGCUUCCCCAGCCCCAGUGACAUGACUCUUGACCGAAGAUUUAGCUGGUUUCUAAAUCAGAAGUAACUGUUUAGCCCUGUGUACUGGCUUAUGCCUAGAAUACUUCGCACUUGGGAGGAAGGCUGGAGGAUCAGGACCAGCCUUGGUUACAUUGCAAGUUCAGUUAGCUUGAGCUACAUGAGAUCCUGCCUCAAAAAAAAAAAAAAAAAGUUGUGUUGCUUUAACUGUUGUAUUACUGGUAUCCUCUGAAUAUUGAGAUAGCUCAACAAUUAUUUCCAGUACAUAAAUGCCUUGUUAUGGUAUAGAUUAUCCAUUUUCACUUCAUUGAGUAGGCAUUGUCUUUUUUUUUUUAAGUAAAUGUCUAAGACAUAGAUGGUAAGCAACCUAAUUGUAAAUAAAUUCCGAUCUCUUGCCUCUGUA
Molecule: messenger RNA, 4346 nt
Organism: Peromyscus californicus insignis
Lineage: Eukaryota; Metazoa; Chordata; Mammalia; Rodentia; Cricetidae
Gene: Zcchc8
Product: zinc finger CCHC-type containing 8
Exons: 14
Coding region: 107-2233 (708 amino acids)
Cellular component (GO): catalytic step 2 spliceosome
Molecular function (GO): zinc ion binding; RNA binding
Source: RefSeq, a predicted model, not a curated record